This is a messenger RNA of Arachis ipaensis, 750 nucleotides long. The record is from RefSeq and is a predicted model, not a curated record. NCBI's taxonomy places the organism in Eukaryota, Viridiplantae, Streptophyta, Magnoliopsida, Fabales, Fabaceae.
AUGCCUAACCGGCAAAAGAGGCCGAGGGCCGAGACACGUUGUGGAUGCCCUGCAAGGAUGCUACUCCGCGUGGACGAUGAAUCAGGACGUUGGCACGUUGCGUACUUUUCAGACGCGCAUAACCACCACGUUCUUGAGUUGCGAUUUUCUUCCAUGCUUCCAGGCCAUCGGAGGAUGAGCGAAGCGGACAUCGAGCAGAUGAACGACAUGCGCAAAGGGGGCAUUGGCGUCUCCCGAAUCCACGGUUUUAUGGCGAGCCUAGCCGGCGGGUAUCAUAAUGUCCUGUACACAACAAGGGACAUGCACAAUGUAAAUGCGAAGCAACGAAGGGAGGGUGGCCUAGAUGCGGAAUCGUGCCAAAGGUAUCUCCGAGAGUGCAAGACAAAUGAUCCAGCACUGUACUACAAGGAAGUUGUUGACGGUGAGGGCGUGUUGCAACAUUUGUUUUGGUGUGACGGCACCAGCCAAAUUGAUUACCAGGUGUUUGGAGACAUGGUUGCAUCUGAUGCAAUGUACAAGAAAAACGUUUACCUUUCACCUCUUGUAGUAUUCUCCGGUGUGAAUCACCACAACCAAAUGGUUGUCUUUGCCACUGCACUGGUGGCAGACGAGAAAGAAGAGACCUAUGUCUGGCUGCUUCAACAGUUGCAAACUUCAAUGAAAAGGAAGGCUCCCGUGUCCAUAAUAACCGACGGUGACAGGCAAAUGAAGUCUGCGAUCGAGCAAGUUUUUCUGGAGGCUCACCAUUGA